AUGGAUAAUUUGGGGAUAUCAACAAUACUAUUAGUUGUAGUAUUUUCAAUGUUGGAAGGGACUUCUAGUCAGAAGAGUUUGUCUUUGGAUGAGAAAGUUAAGAAUUUGCAAGAAUGGAUGUACAGGAGGCCGCUAAUCAAUAUGAACGUUGAUCGCUGGAAAACAUAUGUACGAAGUGCACCAAGAAAUUACUCUGUAAUCGCAAUGUUUACGGCACUUUCUGCAGAUGUCAAUUGUCACGUUUGCAAGCCUGCAUAUGAUGAAUUUUAUAUUAUGGCUAAUUCGUAUCGUUAUGCGUAUCCGGAGUUGAAAGCACUGUACUUUGCAGUUGUCGAUUAUGAAGAGUCAUCACAAAUCUUUCAACAGAUGAAUCUUAAUGUUGCACCAGUGCUCUUUCACUUUCCAGCAAAAAGUAGUAAAAAAAAGGCUGAUCAAAUGGAUUUCGAACGGCUAGGUUUUGAUGCUGAUAGCAUGGCUAAAUUUGUUUUUGAACGAACGGAUAUACAAAUCCGUGUUCUUCGUCCACCAAGUUAUGCAGCUCUAGUGGUUGUUCUUCUGUUAGGAAUGCUCGUAUUGGGCUUAUUAUACAUGCGUAGGAAUAAUCUUGAAUUUUUGUAUAAUCGAACAAGUUGGGCAUUAGUGUGCCUAUGCAUUGUAUUCGCUUUUAUGAGCGGACAGAUGUGGAAUCAUAUUCGUGGUCCUCCAUUUGUCAUCACUAACCCACAUACUCGGGAAACAAGUUUUAUCCAUGGUUCUACUCAGUAUCAGCUCUUAGCGGAAACAUAUUUGGUUGCAAUACUGUAUGCAGCAAUUACAGCAGGUUUUAUUUUGAUGAAUGAUGCUGUGGAGGGCAAGGGUGAUCCAGGACGACGGCGAAUUAUGGCAUUCGUUGGUUUGGGACUAGUAGUAGUGUUCUUUAGCCUAUUGCUGUCUAUAUUCCGGAGUAAAUAUCAAGGAUAUCCUUACAGUUUUCUAUUCCAUUAA
Molecule: messenger RNA, 984 nt
Organism: Thelazia callipaeda (thelaziosis nematode)
Lineage: Eukaryota; Metazoa; Nematoda; Chromadorea; Rhabditida; Thelaziidae
Source: the annotation of a GenBank genome assembly